Spodoptera litura is the source of this 5591-nucleotide messenger RNA. It is a transcript of the gene krz, whose product is annotated as beta-arrestin protein kurtz. The record is from RefSeq and is a predicted model, not a curated record. Gene Ontology annotation, biological process: G protein-coupled receptor internalization; signal transduction. Gene Ontology annotation, cellular component: cytoplasm. Lineage: Eukaryota; Metazoa; Arthropoda; Insecta; Lepidoptera; Noctuidae. Gene Ontology annotation, molecular function: G protein-coupled receptor binding.
UUCUAAAUGUCAGUUCACUCGUCCAUCGUCGUUACGUUUCGUUGACUUGACUUCGUUGUUAGCCGAAUGGAAUGGCCGAUAUGAAUGUCGACUCAGUACUGCGUGCGCAAUAAAUGGUGAUGUGAAUUUGGGUGGUAAAGAAUCGUAGAGUGAACAUCAUGUUUGAAAGUUGUAGUUAAUUUGACAGUAUCCAUUCCUGUGACGUUGUGCAAUAUAAUUUCCGAGUGUUGUGUAGUUUUUAUCGCAGAAUAAACGUUGGUCUAUCGCUAGAGUCAGCUGUGGACAACUAAGUAAUUUACAGAAUUCUAGUGAAUAUAUUACCUACGAUGUGUUCCAUGUUGGACUAGUGGUAAAUAAAGAGAAGCUUACGCAUAAUUAAACUUGACCGGUUUUAUGUUGAUGCACGAGCACCACACGAGUCUAUACUACAUUGCGCGACAACCGCGCCGCCUAGCCGCACCUUAAAACGGCGGCGUGGCAGCGCAGGCUUAGGGUGUAGCGAGAUCGCGCACCCUGGAGCCGCCCAGGGUUCCACUGUUGAGGAGGGCGCGGCGACAGAAUGGAAGACGCCGGCAGCAACAAGCAGCGACAGGCCACGCGAGUCUUCAAGAAGAGCUCGCCAAAUGGCAAGAUCACCGUAUACUUAGGGAAAAGAGACUUCGUAGACCACAUCACACAUGUAGACCCGAUUGAUGGAGUUGUCCUAAUUGACCCAGAAUAUGUGAAGGACAGGAAGGUGUUUGGCCAUGUACUGGCCGCGUUCAGGUACGGCCGGGAGGACCUCGAUGUACUGGGGCUCACCUUCCGCAAGGACCUCUACUUGGCCGCUGAACAGAUAUACCCAGCGACGAACACAACAAAGCGGCCUCUGACGCGGCUGCAGGAGAGGCUGGUCCGCAAGCUAGGCGCGGCCGCGCAUCCCUUCUACUUCGAGCUGCCGCCGCACUGCCCCGCCUCCGUCACCCUGCAGCCCGCGCCCGGCGAGACAGGCAAGCCUUGCGGGGUAGACUACGAGCUGAAGGCGUUCGUGGCGGACUCCCAGGAUGACAAGCCACACAAGAGGAAUUCUGUGCGGUUAGCUAUCAGGAAGAUAAUGUAUGCGCCGAGCAAGCAAGGCGAGCAACCUUCCGUCGAAGUAUCCAAAGAAUUUAUGAUGAGCCCCAACAAACUGUAUCUGGAAGCUUCCCUAGAUAAGGAGUUAUACCACCACGGCGAGAACAUAGCAGUGAACGUACACAUAGCGAACAAUUCCAACCGGUCGGUGAAGCGUAUCAAGGUGUCCGUGCGCCAGUUCGCAGACAUCUGUCUCUUCUCGACCGCGCAGUACAAGUGCACCGUCGCUGAAACAGAGAGCGAGGAACCCAAAUCGAUGUCGGCGAGACUAUUUAAAUUCCCCUUUAUCGGGAUAUUCAAUAAGAAAGUAUCUAUGCAGUCCGUGGAGGGGUGUCCAGUGGGCCCCGGGUUCACCCUGAGCAAGGUGUUCACGGUGACACCACUGCUGGCCAACAACAAGGACAAGUGGGGCCUCGCACUCGACGGACAGCUCAAACACGAGGACACCAACCUCGCGUCCAGCACGCUCAUUGCCGAUCCAUCGCAACGAGAAAAUUUAGGCAUCAUAGUGCAGUAUAAAGUCAAAGUGAAAUUAUGUCUCGGACCUCUCGGCGGGGACUUGAGUGCGGAGCUGCCGUUCAUUCUGAUGCAUCCCAAACCCGAGGAAGAGCCGCGCGCCGCCCCCGACGCCCCGCGCGUACAAGACCAUGACCUCAUUCAGCUAGAUCCACAUCCCGACGAGAACGGUCAAGAGCAAGAUGACGACAUAAUAUUCGAGGACUUCGCGCGGCUCCGACUGAAGGGUGCUGACGCGGAUGCCUGAGAUUCAGCUUCACCCACGGGGCGCGCGACUCCACCGGUUCUCUCACAGAUUGCCACCGGGCCGUCGCCUCCGAUAAAGCGGUCGUCUGUAACGCCGCCUCUUUCAACACCCAGACCUCUCUCGAUACCUUGGCCUUACGCGAUACCCCGACUUGUUUCAUCCAACAGUCCUUCUUCGGCUACUCGGCUGCCAUCAGAACCACAACCUCUGUCAACACCGCUAUCUUCGUCAACACCCCAAUCUUCGUCAACACCCCGAUCUUCGUCAACAUCCCGACCACCUUCCACUUCACCAGAAUCUAUCCCGAGAUCACAAUCUCCACCAUCCCAAUUUUUUUAUAUACCCCAACCAAUACCUCAACCAGAAUUGUCUUUUUCGCCCAGUUUCAUGAUUUCAACGUUAGUUCCAUUUCUAUUGCUGGUGGUGGCAUGGUAUGAUUACUUUAUUUCUGACCACUUGGAACAGCCACCACCACGCGAGCUAGUAGAAGAUGUCAUGGCAUACGUCACAACCCAAGCACGCUCGUUGCCGCAGAUAACAAGACCUUACCCCAUCCGCAUCCGGCGGCUAAGGCACGGCUGGGUACAGAUUGGAGAUUAGUCCGGGCCGGCACAACGGUCCAAGUAGUGGUCCAGGCCAACACAACGGUCCAAGUAGUGGUCCAGGCCAACACAACGGUCCAAAUAGUGGUCUAGGCCAACUCGCAAUCUGCUCUCAGCCGCAGCCACUGUUGCGCUCCUUAAAUUGGAUUCUGCGGCAAUGUCUGCAGGAUUUAGCCAAUGACUCCGUUUUGGAGUUAUUGAAUGAACCUUGAUAAUCCAUAUGCCCAUCUUGUGCAGGCUUGACACAAACUAUGGAAUCCUUACUAGUAAGACGUUAAACCAUGUAGUCUCUCCCCCUAGAAGCUCGUAAAACAAUUUAUGCCAAUUUGGUAGAUGUAUGUAAUGUUCCCGACAUUUUUUAUUAAUAGAGGCGAAACAAUAAUAAUUAAACAGAACAUAAAUCUCCAAAAACUCUCAAAACGUGAUUAUCGAAGGCUGUCAAACAACAGCCCUUAAUAUUUUAAGACGUCUAAUUGUCGUUUGUAACUCAUAAUUUUAUGUAUUAGUGUCGUAAAAUAAAAACGAACGGAAAGUAAAUGCAGUCUGUCCACGAACAUUCAAUCCCUGUACAGUGUAUAAGAAGUAUGUAUCGAGAGGAUUUGACUAUUCACCGUAUGGUAGUGUGCGUGUGUAUACAUACACACUCGCGCACGAACAAUUAGCGUUAUAUAAUGAAAAGUUUUAUAUUAUAUUCGAUGUAUAUUGUAUGUGAAGAUUUAUUUUAAUAGAUGUCUAUUGAUCAAAUAAGCGAGUACAAUAUAAUUAUUUGUCACUUUCAUUGGCCAUUGAUUUUUAGGAGUAGUACAAUGUUCGACGAAUGCAUUUAAUAGUGUAAAACGAGUGUUAUACCUCUUUAACGUAAUUUUACUUUUGGACGGUAGCGUUGUAUGUGUUAUUGUUGAAGUUAAUACAUUUAUGAGAUUGUGUGACUUUGUGACAGCAAACAUAGGCGCAGGGUUCACUGAUAUUGUAUCAAACGUGACUCACUCAGAAGUCGGGCGAGCCCUUUUGUAUGGCAGUUGUUGAUGUAAAAUGUAUUUAUUGUAAUUUUUAAACAGAAGCAAGCUCGUCCAAUUUCUAUCAACGAAAGAAUUGUCCCGGUUCCCUUCGAGAGUAAUUGAGGAGUGGCGGGCAGUAGUGUAUGUGUUGUCAAAUGUUCACAAAGUCACCGCAGUGAGGCGCUACUGUAGAGUUUGGUCUACACGACCUUCCUGUCAAUGUCCCACAGUGUUGCGAGUCUACCGUUUACCCUUAGAGUAUUUAGUUAGAUCUAUGUGUUAUAUAAAUUAGAGUGUUUCGUUUAUCAUGUAAAUAAAUAUAUUAUUAUUAUCAACGUAAUACGUUCUUUCAAUAACUGUGUUGGUCACGUAUUUCCAAAAAAAAUAAUGGAAAAAUGGGGAAAUAUACAUUUUGCAAUACGAUGAUAUGUAAUAACAACAUAGCUGUCUCAGCCUCUAAUUUGUAUGACACAGAAUAAUUGUCAGUUGCUUGUAAACUAACACACCUUUACCACUACGUGCAGCUGGACUACUGUGCUAAACUGAGCUCAUAGAAAUGGCUCACUUUUUGUAAAUACUAUUUAAAUAAUCGUUUCGGCAUGCUCCAUGGUUGAAACUAUACAAGCUGCUGUGUGAAUCGUACAAGUUACUAGCCUAAAGCGCCACCGCCCUGGGUUUUUCGUUUAACUUGCUAGCACAGUACAUCUGUCUUAGUUAAGUAACACAAUCAGUGGUAUAAUUUCAGGUCCAAAAUCCUUGUAAAAUAACAUUUUAUUGCCAGUAAGAUUAUUGCUUGCAUAUCUACAGACUAAUAAGAUGCAGCUCCAUUAUACUACCGAUGUAUAAAUAAAAGUUAACAAAUAAAUUAUCUAGAACUAUAAUUUAGUGUAUUUAUGUUAUAGGUUGACUCCGUCUGUGUAAUAGAUGGCGCGCUUGGCGUGACGUCACAGAUUAUAAAUACCUCAGGCCGCAGGCGUGAUCUUUGCGGGCUUAGUUUCCGGUUAUUACGUGCUUUGGGUUCAUAGUGAGGAAAUAGGCUCCGCCCUAUUUACUAAGACUAGUUUGUUGGGCAUGUAAUAAAACCUAUGUAUGCACCGGGAUAUGAGCAUGUGCGAUAAUAGAUGGCGUGGUAUAUAAUCUGUGGUGGCGCCCCCCAGCGGCAAGUACACACUAACGUCUUAUGAUAUUCGUUCUGUGACUAUGUACAUUAGUUUUGCUGUGUACAGUGUAAUAGUUAUGUAUAUUACGUGGCAUGUUUCAUUAUAUUCAUAAGUUUAAUGAUGCACAAAAGUAUUCUUCUCUUUAACGGGCCGUAAUUACAAAAAUCUAUUGUUUAAUAAACAGAAUAAACUGUUCUUGUUUGUAAGUUUAUUUUUUAAAUGUGUUAAAAAUUCAAUCCUCCAAUUAUGGAUUUAAACGGCUAGAUGAUAACUGUGCCCGUAGCGAGCCUCGGAUCUAACUGCUUGCUACUUACUAUCAGUUUAUUUUGACACAAAUAGACUUUGAAUGCAUUAAAUUAUUCGGUGUUUCGGUUACUAUCAAGUUGUAUUAUUUAUGUAUUUUAAAUGUAAGUAUUAAGUGAAAAUAACAAUAUGUAAUAUUGAUAGUAGGUGAACAAAAUAAAAAGACGAAACAGUGGAAUUUACAGCCAACAGGUAUAGCGUGGCCUAUGCAGUAUGCUGGCACAAUACUCUUAAGUACAAUUAGCCAAUUUUAAUAUACAUAAUUUAUACUAUUCAGAGGCUAAUUUUUACGUUAUCUUGCACAAGUAUAACCUACACGUUUUAUGAAAUGAACUUUUCUACUUGUCUACCACUUGGCUGUAAAGAUCUGUAUGAUAAAUAAAUACUUAGCUAGUGUCCGAUACCCAAAUGUAUGAUGUACGUGCCAGCCGUACUGAAACUGAGGAACAUUUACACUUUACACACAUUGAAAUAAGGAAAUUACAAGUUUAAUGGUUCAACUAUGGCUGGUACUACACUAUAAUCCUGUGCAGAAUUCAUUCAUUAAUGUCAAAUCGCACACGUUCUUUUUUUUAAUUUUACAUCGAAAUGUUUUUGAUGUAUACUUUUUUCAAUAAAUAAUAUGUAACCAAUCUAGUGUUUGUUAUUUCUU